Messenger RNA from Harpegnathos saltator (Jerdon's jumping ant), 3565 nucleotides. RefSeq lists its product as uncharacterized. Lineage: Eukaryota; Metazoa; Arthropoda; Insecta; Hymenoptera; Formicidae. The coding region runs from base 838 to 3051 and encodes 737 amino acids. The transcript has 7 exons. The record is from RefSeq and is a predicted model, not a curated record.
CUGUGUCUUCCGUAGUUGUUUUCCCGCGUUUCUUCCGCGAGUGCGUGGUUUAGGGUUAGAUUACCCAGUAAACAUUAAAUAUGUUAUGUCACAUCAACAUUAUAAUUUCUUAACAUCAUUAAUUAAUGUAAUGUAAACGUUACUUAGUGUUUAUAUGUAGUGUGUAAGAAUAGUGAUAGUGCAAUCAGUGAUAUCAUAGUGCAAUCAUAGUGUUCAUUUUUUGUUAAAUAAAAUAUUAAAUGCUGUGAAAAUGGAUGACCAACCUUCAACCAGUGGCACUGAGAAGAGGAAAGUUGGAGCACAAAAAUUUAGAACAGCGUGGUUAGCGUUUGUUCAAUGCGCACGCCCGGAAAUUCUCUGGAUCUCCCACUCAGCACUGAUACACGCAUACGUGUGCAUACACGAAUACGUUUGCACUGGAAUGUGACAGACAAACGAGAUGUCCGUUUGCUACCGCUUCUAUUGCGUUGCGUAUUUGCAGAAUCCGAGAUACAUGAUCACGGAACGACUACGUAAAGCAAAUGAACCUCGGUACGAGUUCUCGCUAACAAUCGCGCGACCUGAGGCUCGCCGAUAGCGAGCGUGUCUCGUCGAUACCACAGCGGUGCGAUGAUAUACGACUAAUGCCCGAGAGUAAUACCUGGCGUCGCAUGUUCGGCGUAUCGCUGACGAUCGAGUCGAUCUGUGGGGAAGGGUGAGAACAACGGUGGGGAGACGAGCAGACAUGCUUAAUCGCUCAGAGAGACUCGUAUUUAUGUUUCGUUAUCGGGAUUGAUUGUCGUGAGUAGUAAGGCGCCUCGGAUUCUCGGAGGAUUCUGAUCGAGAGGAAAAGAGAGAAUGGAACGGGACAGUAUGGAACGGGAGAAAAAAGAACGACUUGCGAAAGAACUCGAGAGCCAGAUGAUGAAACAGCAACUCAUUGGUAUGGGAAUUUAUGAAGGAACAGAAACCUACGAACAAAUGAAGGACCUGCUUGGUUUCCUUAAUAAUUCUGAGACUACACUGAAUGUUGCUACUGAUAACAAGCACACACGGAAGAAGGACAAUGAGCAGCAUUCCGAUAACGAGUGCCUAUCUGAGAUGAGAUCCGAGACAGAUGCAUCACAGGAGCAAAUGGUUGUUACGCAGGAUUUGCCUAAGGUGACGUACAAACCGAGUCAUACAUUGCCAACGGUUGUGCAACAAGAGCGCAAGAGUUCUCGACACUCCAGCAGCCCAGAGAGCUCACCGUUGUCAACCAAUUCGACUAUUUUUGAUGUGCGAAGCUCUGUGCAAAGGUGCAAGAGCACUGAAAACGACGAAGCUGUGACGACGACAACAUUGGAGAAGCACGAGCAGACGGGCACGAAUCGGCCCGUCCUGUCGAAGCCAGGCAACAGCACACAGGAGUGCCAGAACUCGUCGCCGGACACAAAAACGAGAGAGAUGCAGUGCGCCAUGCAGAGCACUUACUACCAGCAGCUGGAGAGGUGGCGGAUGAACCCAUUUGACGUCUGUAUCAACGAAAACGACGUGCCUUUGCAACAGCCGAGGAGCCGGCUCGCCGCGCGAAAAUGCGCACCCUCCUCUGGAUGCCACAACAAGACGUACACGUCCGAGCAACACGACCAAAAGAUGCGGGCUCUGGGCCAGCAUUUGAGGGAAAUGGCAGACUUGUGGUACAGUUGGCAACGUCCUGCGAAUGCGAAAUUUGAGUGGGGCGUACCCAUCGAGGUCGGCACUGCUAACGGCAGUCUGGAUAGAAAACCAGUAACAGAACCUAAGACUGAACUAAUCAAGGCGGAAUAUACAUACAGAGAUAGUUACGAGCGAUCUAGUAAGCGUAAGGCGAAUUCUCUCAUUGCGAGAGAAUGUGCGAGUCUGAAUAAAGAUAGUUCCAGCGACGAAGAUGAUCAGUACGAGUUUGCUCGUAUUAAGAAAAAGAAGACCCAGUCCGACGACAAGUCGAGCAAUGUAGCAGAUCAUGCGAAUCAACAACAUGCGCGAGCCGGCGGUAAACGCGAAGCAGCUAUGUCGAUCGCUCGUAACUCCCACGAUGAUGAUAACAGUAACGACGACGAAGACAUAAAAUCGCCUCAUGGAAGGAAAAUCGAGAACGAGAAGAACGAAAGGCUGUCUCCCGUGUUGACCGCGUACCCGAAGAGAACGAUACCUCCCACUCCGAAAGCACGAGCGAAUCUCUACAGAAUGCGAAGAGGAGGCGCCGUAUCGAAAUUGUCUCUGAAGUUGCAACGCAACGAUAAGAACGAAGAGAUGGAACGGAUAAAGAAUCAAAAGAAAGACAACGUGAUGACGGACGAAGAAAUCCGUCACAAGCUGGAGGAAGAUGAGGAGGAGGAAGAGGAGGAGGUGGUGGCAAUUUUGCGAAAAGACGUGGAGACUCGAUCGUCGAAGGAAGCCAAAUCUCGAUUGCAAGAGAGACGAUUGUUAUCCAGCAAUGCGGAGAGAUUGGGGGAUAUGCCGACGGGCGGCAAGGAAAGGAACAACAAGCAGCAGGGAAAUAAAGAGAAGGCAGAUCUCGAUGAGCAACGAAAAAAUGAAGAUAAAUUUUCUAAGCUGGAGAACAAAAAUGUGAGCUGGGAGCAUCAUCUGCUAGAUGACGACGAGAUGGAUCAAGAACCUGCUUCGCAAAACGGUAAUCGGCAUGAGAAAAUCGCUGUCUCGACGAACAACAUCAGUUGUCCCAUAUGCAACAAGCCGUUUCCGCCUGACAAGAUAGAAAAUCACGCUGCCGACUGCGACCAGUUCGAGAUAAACGACGAAGAGAACGCCGAUGACACGAAUCUUCUCACGUGUAAUAUAUGUGACAACUACAAGACGACCGACGGAGUGGAAUAUCAGCAGCAUGUUAGGCGAUGUAUAGACAAUAAAAAGGACAAGAGACAUUUGCACAGAUCGGAUGAUGUCGAUAUCGUAUCCAUUACCUCGUCUCAUCGCACUUACAAACCAAGCAAUCAGAAAACAGCAAGCAGCAGUCCUGAAACAAACAUGGACCAGUUACCUUCUCACAGUAGGACACGAGUAUUUACGAGCAAAAAAAGAAAACACUGAUCGUUUAAUACGCGUUAUAUGGCAAUGUUAUUUGAAUCUAUUCUAUUUUUUCUUUUAUUCUGAGAACGAGAAAACGGCAAUCUACCAAAAUAUUUCGAGCAAUUUGUUGCGUAACAUUGUCGACUAAUACAUGUUUUAUUUUGCAUAUUAUUAACAUUCCAUAUUACACAUCACGAUAUCGUACGCCGUAAGUGCGUGAAUCUUUCGUUAUUCAUUUUCUCAUGCGGAUCAUGUUUUUUUGGCGAUAGAUACAUAUUUUAUUUCUCAUAAGAAGAAAUAUUCCAUUCUAAAGAUUUCAUUUAAUUUUUCGUAAGUGAUAUCCGUAUGAUAUUACAACGUUAACAAACAAUGAAUCCUAAGAAGAUGAAAAUAUAAUUUUGUUCUAACAACGUCAAGCGCAUUAAGAAUUAAUUGUGCUGAAACCAAUUCUGCUAACUUUAAAUAAAAUAGUCUCAAGGAUUAAGAAACUUGAAGAAGGAGGAAUAACUAUAUCGCGUAUAUUAAUUAUUAUAUG